CCAAGAAUUGGUGAAUGAAUCGAAGGGGCAAAGUUAGAAUUUAUCUUCCUUAAUGAAGCAAAUUUGCCCAAACCUCCCAUCCCUGGUUGAUUGUGAGGGUUUCAGGCACCUCUGCAAGGUGGACACGUCUGUUCCGUCAAUCCACUUUAAAGAUGAAACCGAAGCCCUGGAGAGGAAGCACCUUGUCCGGGGUCAAGCGAAUCGGGAUAGAGAACUCGGGCAUCCUGUUUUCCCCCGAAUUCCUUUCACACUCCUCCAACCUCCCCCACCCCCACUCCCAUGCUGCUGAGAAGACAGUAAACAGCAGCGGGGAAGGACCAAGGAAGAUCAGUUUGGGUGGGGGACUUGCUCCCUUUUCCUCCGGCUGCUUGGGGAACGGUAGCUGGGAGGAUAGAUCUCUGCUAAGAUAGAGUCAAGUGGGCGCGCACCACCUCGGGCCGCGCGCCUCCUCCCCUUUCCAGCUUUGUUCGCGCUUCUGCGCCUGCGCAGUGCGACAAAUCUGGCGCUGUCCCCUUCAGCACCACGCCGAGCCAGCGCCGCCCCUCCCCGCGGUGAGCCCCGCGCACCCCCGCCUCGCACGUUCUCGCGCCCCCUGACCGCUCGAACAGACCCCUUCUUCCUUCCGAGGUCACUACUUGCCUGCCUUGGAUUUCCCAAGGAGAGCAGUUGCCAUAGUAACUCUAGCGGUGUUUUCUUAAAAUAGCCGGGCCCGCUUCUACCUUGGCCAAGGGCACAAGGGUUGCCUGUCUCCCACUUCCUCUAGUCCAGGCGUUAUUCCGUCUAACCUCUUACUCCCAGAUGGCAAGAUGUCUAAUUCAGGCAGCAAGGAAGUUCUUUUUGAAGUCUGACUAACAUCCCUCCUGCUGCAUCCUGGGCGAGUGGUCAGGGCUGUGUCUCCUGAGUCCUAGUCUCAGAACCUCCGGAGGGUUUGAGGCCGAGUUCUCUGGAUAUUUCUUCCAUAAACUGGUGGUCUCUUGGAUGUAGGGAGCAGGUCCAGUCUACACCCAUACCGUGUGCUGGCGGGGCCGCGUGCUCGUGGGGGCGGGAGCGCGUGUGGCAUAUAACAGGUCAUGUGGCAACCUCCUAGGGACACGCGUGGGGUCUGGAGCGGGACACGCGUGUGCAGCUGGGUCCCGCGUGCGGCUCAGGGGGUGGUGGACGAGAGGGACGUGGACACGAUUGGGGUGGGGCAUGUGAGGGUCUGAAGAACAGACCAGAGGUUCCAUACGUCCUCCCCCUCUUCAGGGGCGGGUCUCAGGUUGGCGGGAGAGACCUGCGGGGACCUAGAGUCGAGAAGAGGGGGGCAGCCUCUGGGGCUCAGGGCCCCGGGAGAGGGCGGGAGGGGGGGUGGUGGGUGGGUGGGGGGAUUAGCUCUGAGCCGCGCGUAGCGGGGAGAGGGAGGGACUGAGAGGCGGGCGGGCCUGGAGCAAACGGGAGCAAGCGGGAGCCGCGCUGCCUUCACAGCUGAGCAGGGCCCAGCCUCUCCCCUGCCUCUCCAAGGCCCCAGCUCCAGGCGAGCAGCGGCCUGUCUGAAGAGCAUGCUGCCCGCUCACUCCCCACCUGGCCUGGCCAUCCCUGCCCCCCCAGCCUGACCCCCGGCCCCAGCAUGGCCCAGGGUGCCAUGCGCUUCUGCUCGGAAGGCGACUGUGCCAUCUCCCCACCACGAUGCCCACGCCGCUGGCUCCCCGAAGGCCCAGUGCCCCAGAGCCCCCCAGCCAGCAUGUAUGGCAGUACAGGCUCUUUACUCCGGCGAGUAGCAGGUCCAGGUCCCCGAAGCCGGGAGCUUGGACGUGUGACAGCGCCCUGUACACCUCUGCGUGGCCCCCCUUCACCCCGCAUUGCUCCCUCACCUUGGGCACCCUCUUCACCCACUGGGCAGCCCCGACCAGGGGCCCAGAGCUCUGUGGUCAUAUUCCGCUUUGUGGAGAAGGCCACCGUGAGGCCACUGAAUGGGCUGCCUGCUCCUGGAGGCUUGAGUCGGAGCUGGGACCUGGGUGGGGUCUCUCCUCCCAGGCCCACCCCAGCCCUCGGGCCUGGCUCCCAUCAAAAGUUGAGGCUAGAAGCAUCCACAUCAGACCCGCUUCCAGCUGGAGGAGGCUCAGCUCGGCCUGGAAGUCAGGGCCUUUUACAGGGGCCACCAACUCAACCCCAGGUUGGAGCAGAUGGUCUUUACUCCUCUCUUCCCAAUGGGCUGGGGGGGCCCUCUGAGCACCUGGCCACAUUAUUCCGAGGACCUGCUGACACUGGACUUCUGAACCAGGGGGACAUCUGGUCCUCACCACGAGAAGUCUCCUCUCAUGCCCAGAGAAUCGCUCGAGCCAAAUGGGAAUUCUUCUAUGGCUCUUUGGACCCCACCAGCUCAGGUGCUAAGCCCCCAGAGCAGGCCCCCCCAUCUCCACCUGGGGUGGGCUCAGGGCAGGGCUCUGGGGUGGCUGUGGGGCGAGCAGCCAAGUACUCCGAGACGGACCUGGACACAGUGCCCCUGAGGUGCUACCGCGAGACCGACAUCGAUGAGGUGCUGACUGAGCGGGAAGAGGCUGACUCGGCCAUCGAGAGUCAGCCCAGCUCUGAGGGCCUUCCUGGCACUGCCUGCCCACCUGCCCCACGUCCUGGCCCAUGCCUUGGCCCUCAUCCCAGCCUGGGCAGUGGCAAUGAGGACGAGGAUGAGGCAGGUGGGGAAGAGGAUGUGGACGACGAAGUGUUUGAGGCCUCAGAAGGGGCCCGGCCAGGUACCCGAAUGCCUCACUCUGGGCCUCUCAAGUCACCUCUGCCCUUUCUACCUGGGACCAGCCCCUCGGCUGAUGGGCCUGACUCUUUCAGUUGUGUGUUUGAAGCCAUCUUGGAGUCACACCGGGCCAAGGGCACCUCCUACACCAGCCUCGCCUCGCUGGAGGCCCUGGCCUCACCUGGCCCAACCCAGAGCCCCUUUUUCACCUUCGAGCUGCCUCCCCAACCCCCUGCCCCCAGGCCUGAUCCGCCUGCUCCUGCCCCACUUGCUCCUCUUGAACCGGAUUCUGGUACCAGCUCUGCUGCUGAUGGGCCUUGGACACAGAGAGGGGAGGAAGAGGAGGCAGAGGCUGGAGCCAAGCAGGCCCCAGGGAGGGAUCCCCCUAGUCCUUGCCACUCAGAAGACAGCUUUGGAUUGGGGGCAGCACCCCUGGGCAGUGAACCACCCCUGAACCAGCUGGUGUCUGAUUCGGACUCCGAGCUGGACAGCACAGAGCGGCUGGCCCUGGGAAGCACUGACACCCUGUCCAACGGGCAGAAGGCAGACCUGGAGGCUGCGCAGCGCCUCGCCAAGAGGCUGUACCGCCUGGAUGGCUUCAGGAAGGCAGAUGUGGCCCGGCAUCUGGGCAAGAACAAUGACUUCAGCAAACUUGUGGCUGGCGAGUACCUGAAGUUUUUUGUCUUCACGGGCAUGACUCUGGACCAAGCUCUCAGGGUGUUUCUCAAGGAGCUGGCCUUAAUGGGUGAGACCCAGGAACGGGAGCGUGUGCUGGCCCACUUCUCCCAGAGAUACUUCCAGUGUAAUCCUGGAGCCCUGUCCUCAGAGGACGGUGCACACACGCUGACCUGCGCCCUCAUGCUACUCAAUACGGAUCUCCACGGCCACAACAUCGGGAAACGCAUGACCUGCGGAGACUUCAUUGGUAACCUGGAAGGCCUCAACGAAGGCGGCGACUUCCCCAGAGAGCUGCUCAAGGCCUUGUACAGCUCCAUCAAGAAUGAAAAGUUGCAAUGGGCCAUAGACGAGGAGGAGCUGAGACGCUCUCUGUCUGAGUUGGCCGACCCCAACCCCAAGGUCAUCAAGAGGGUCAGCGGGGGCAGUGGCAGUGGCUCCAGCCCUUUCCUGGACCUGACUCCCGAGCCUGGGGCUGCAGUCUACAAGCACGGCGCCCUGGUGCGAAAGGUGCACGCGGACCCUGACUGCAGGAAGACACCUCGGGGCAAGCGCGGCUGGAAGAACUUCCACGGGAUCCUCAAGGGCAUGAUCCUCUAUCUUCAGAAGGAGGAGUACCAGCCUGGGAAAGCGCUGUCGGAAGCAGAGCUUAAGAACGCCAUCAGCAUCCACCACGCGCUGGCCACGCGGGCCAGUGACUACAGCAAGAGGCCGCACGUCUUCUACCUGCGCACUGCUGACUGGCGGGUCUUCCUCUUCCAGGCCCCGAGCCUGGAGCAGAUGCAGUCUUGGAUCACUCGCAUCAACGUGGUGGCUGCCAUGUUCUCUGCACCCCCCUUCCCAGCUGCCGUCAGUUCCCAGAAGAAGUUCAGCCGCCCUCUGCUACCCAGCGCUGCCACCCGCCUCUCCCAGGAGGAGCAGGUGCGGACCCACGAGGCCAAGCUGAAGGCCAUGGCAAGUGAGUUGAGGGAGCAUCGGGCCACGCAACUGGCCAAGAAGGCCCGGGGCAAGGAGGCUGAAGAGCAGCGGCAGAAGGAGGCGUAUCUGGAGUUUGAGAAAUCCCGCUACGGCACAUAUGCAGCACUGCUUCGGGUCAAGCUGAAGGCGGGCAGCGAGGAGCUGGAUGUGGUGGAGGCAGCAGUGGCCCAGACUGGCGGCACGCAGGAUGGACUCCCCCCUCCUCACUCCAGUCCCUCCCUACCGCCCAACACCUCCAGCCAGCCCCGGGCACAGUGUCCUGAUUCAGAGGCUCGGGCAGGGGCAGGCAGUGGGCGGUGGAAGCCCUGAGCUGGGGGUGGGAGUGGGGGGUCGGUGCCCACUGGGCACCUGCAUGACACGGCCCUGCCUAAGCCCGGGCCGGCCUCGGGCCACCUGUGAGGGCCUCUUGGUCCAAGGCCUGACCGCGCCGGACGCGGUGUCCGGGGCAGGGCAGGGCUAGGGCACGGGCCUCAGGAGCCUUAGGCUAAGGGCCCCUCUGAGACCCCUUUUUUGUGAUAAUGUUUUGCACUUUUUCGUACAGGGGAUGGGGGUGGGAGGGGCCAGGCCCCCUGGACUCUUGAUGCUCCUUUUUUUUUUUUUUUUUGUGGGGGAGACCUGACGUUUCUGCUUUCUGCUGAGACCACCCCCACCCCUGACACCAGCAGUCCCCCUCCAUCCUGGGGCCUGGCUCAGACACAAGCCAGGAGUUGGGGUUGAGCUGGUUUCCCUCCUUUUGCCCUGAGGGCUUACCCUCUCCCUUGCCAGAGGUGGAGGAUGGAUGUCCAAGCUGAGGCCCCGUGCACAGGCCAGGCAGUGCGGCCUUGCUUUCCUCCUUCAGUGGGCCCUGCCCUUUGUGUCGCCUCCACCUCCAUUAAAACUGCUCUCGACUUGC
Molecule: messenger RNA, 5270 nt
Organism: Capra hircus (goat)
Lineage: Eukaryota; Metazoa; Chordata; Mammalia; Artiodactyla; Bovidae
Gene: PSD
Product: pleckstrin and Sec7 domain containing
Exons: 18
Coding region: 1607-4687 (1026 amino acids)
Biological process (GO): regulation of ARF protein signal transduction
Molecular function (GO): protein binding; guanyl-nucleotide exchange factor activity; phospholipid binding
Source: RefSeq, a predicted model, not a curated record